CCCGCACGCGCGCGCUUCACGGGACGCGAUGUACUACGACAUCACCCCGUCACCUCGUCGUUUCGAUGGCGACGGCGCCGGAGGAGCGUUCUACGCCGCGGCGACGGCGAACGGCCUCCACGGCGAGCGCGAUACGCGCGACGAAAACGCCCAGCCGAAUCUUCGCGGCGGCCGGGAGAGGCCAAUCACCCUGGACGAGUUGCACCGCGACGCGAAGGGCGCGACGCGCACCCCGGGCGGGAGCCGAUGGUUCCCGGAUCGACCCGCGUUCGGGAACAUCAGCAACAGCAGCAGGCUCGUGGAGGACGCGCUCGCGCGCGGACGCGCGCGGAAAGGGAACAAGAAGGCGCAGAGGAAGGCGACCGCGAGCGCGAAGAAAGCCGCGGCGGCGUCCGCCGCCGCGGCCUCGCGCGCGGCGCCCGCGCCUCAGCCCGAACCCUCCCCCCGCACGCCCGUGGUGGAGUCCCCCGAACCUGCCGCGGACUCCCCCGGCGUCGGCUCGGACGACGACACCCUCCCCGCGACGGUCAAGCCCGCGCCGGGGGCGCUCACCAUCGCGCGCAUUCGCCGCGCGCGCGACGCCGGCGUCUCCCCGGACGCCCUCGACGCGGAGAUGGAAGCGCAGCACCGCGCGCAGCAGCGGUACGGCGGUCGCGCGGGCCCCAUCGCGUUCCGCGAGAGCGGCCUGUGCCGUCUGCUCAUGUGGCGCGACGUCGCGCGGACGCUCACGGUGUUGAGCGUCGGCGUCGCGGCGCUGGCGGUGGUUCGCGCGCCCACCGCGUUCGCGUCCAUGGUACGCGUGAACCCCGUCGUGAUAUGCUCCUACGUCGCGAUGGCGUACCUCACCAAGGCGUGGCUCCUCGCGUCCGUGUUCCCACGCAGAACGCACGGUCUGAAGGUGGACGCGGACGCGGUCGUCGAGCUCGCGGUGUUUUGCGCGUCGUGCGUCAACGCGUUGACCGCCGCCAACGAGACGACGCUAUCCGGGAGGUCCAACAGAGCCACGCUGGUCGCGUUCACGGGCGCGUACGGCGUGUCACUCCUCGGCGGGCUGCUCAACAGCGCGUGGGUCACGGCGCUCGUGCUGUGGGUCGGCGCGUUCACCGUCCCGAUCGGGUUCGAGACGCACCGCGCGAAGCUCGCGAAGGCGCUCGACGUCGUCGACGCGGCGGCGGGCGCGAGGUGGAGGAAACUGGAGAGCAACAAGCGGUGGGGCGUCGCCGCGAGCGUCGCCGUGACGGCGUUCGUCCUCGCCAGCGCGUGGACCAGGGUCGUGAUGGCGUUCAUCGCGUGCGUCGCGAUGCGUUUGUACCGGGAGACGCACGCGGAGGAACUCAAAGGGUUCGAACGCGUCGUGAAGGACUCGUGCCGAAGACUGAGCCGCGCGGGGAGCGAGUUUCACGCGUACUGCGGGUCCCCGGCGCAGUUUUUGUACCGCCGCGGCGGGAGACGGAGCGGCGGGUUCGGCGUGAACUUUAACAGUUGACCGAGAUGGAGAACGAUGGAAGGAAAGACGUCGAACGCCGAGGUCGGCGAGUGUACUGUACGAUACGACGAGCGUGAAUCACGCGCGUGAUCCCGCGCGACCAGACGGGACGCGCGGCCGAGCGAGGAUGGGUUUGUGUGAAUAGUAUCCGAUAUAAUCGCGCGCA
This is a messenger RNA of Micromonas pusilla CCMP1545, 1652 nucleotides long. RefSeq lists its product as uncharacterized. The transcript has a single exon. The record is from RefSeq and is a predicted model, not a curated record. Bases 29 to 1486 code for a protein of 485 amino acids. Lineage: Eukaryota; Viridiplantae; Chlorophyta; Mamiellophyceae; Mamiellales; Mamiellaceae.